Molecule: messenger RNA, 810 nt
Organism: Trifolium pratense (red clover)
Lineage: Eukaryota; Viridiplantae; Streptophyta; Magnoliopsida; Fabales; Fabaceae
Product: 50S ribosomal protein L12, chloroplastic-like
Exons: 1
Coding region: 112-651 (179 amino acids)
Biological process (GO): translation
Cellular component (GO): ribosome
Molecular function (GO): structural constituent of ribosome
Source: RefSeq, a predicted model, not a curated record
UUCAUUUCAUCAUAUCCAUUCUCUUAUCUUUUCAUUUUCUCAUUCUUCUUCUUCUUCUUUUCGUUCUCUCACUCUUUCAAUUUUCUCUCUAACAAACAACAAACAACAACGAUGGCACUAACAACCGCUUUAACAACAACAAUCUCACCCCUCAAACUUUCUUUUCCCACCCCCACUCCAAAACCAAUCACAUCUCUCCAUUUCUCAACCCCAACCCCCUUCCUCAUCCAUCGCACCACCACUCGUCUCCGCCCAAUCACCGCCGUCUCAGCCGAAGUCGAAAAACUCGGCAACGAAAUCUCAUCUCUCACACUCGAACAAGCCAAAACCCUAGUCGAUUAUCUCCAAGACAAACUAGGUGUAACCGCCGCUUCAUUUGCUCCCGCCGCCGCUGUUGCUGCUCCUGCCGCCGCUGAAGUUGCUGUCGUUGAAGAAAAAACUGAAUUCGAUGUUGUGAUUGAAGAAGUUCCUAGUAGUGCGAGAAUUGCAGCUAUUAAAGCAGUUAGAGCUUUGACGAGUUUAGGAUUGAAAGAAGCUAAGGAAUUGAUUGAAGGUUUGCCUAAGAAAUUCAAAGAAGCUGUUUCUAAAGAUGAAGCUGAUGAUGCUAAGAAACAACUUGAAACUGCAGGUGCUAAAGUUUCAAUUGUUUAGGGUUUCAAUUUUUUCCCCAAAUUUUCAAUUUUUCUUGUUGUAAUUUCAAAUUGUUAUUAUUAUAUUAUGGUGUUGUAGUGUUCAAAAUUGAGUUAGUUCUUGUUAUAUUAUUAUUAUAAACCUAAAUUAAAAACAAAUGUAUUAAUUAAUUUUACUUAA